This is a messenger RNA of Pseudo-nitzschia multistriata, 1389 nucleotides long. NCBI's taxonomy places the organism in Eukaryota, Bacillariophyta, Bacillariophyceae, Bacillariales, Bacillariaceae. The record is from the annotation of a GenBank genome assembly.
AGUCGAAGCGCCAUCAUCACUACCUACCACCAGCACGAAACCUAGCGAAACGAAACCAAGGAGAAGGAACGACCAUGCCCGUACGCCCCCGCACCACGCAAGCCUCCCGGGCGGCUGCUUCUGCUACWGCCAGYGUCGCCRCCACCARCAACAACUCCARCGCCCCGGGCAGGAAAUCCCUCCUCCUGGCAGCGGUGUGCGCCUCGCUGUCGUCCACGGAAACCUCGGCCUUUGCGGUGGGACGCCAUUUCGUGGGACGRCCGGCCCCCGUUCGGAUUUCCUCCCUCCUGUCGUCUCCCACCAACGGCAUCGACGACGGCAGCGACGACGACGUUUACUUUUUCACGGCACCCACGCCGGCCUCGACCGCCUCGAGCGAUGCCAUCGAUACCACCGCCGUCGAAAAGACGAGAAAGACACCCGAGACGGAAGCCAACGACGAAGCCAACGAAAACGACGACGACUUUCUGGACUCGAUCACCUUUUCCGAAGCCUCCCCCGGGUCGGAAUCCAGCGAAACUYCCUCGCCGCCGGCGGAUGCCCUCCCGGCGGCUCCGGAGCGGCCGGUCGCGUCCGCCGUCUCCAUGRACGUGGACGGAAACGGGACCGGGGCGCUGAUGAACCGCUCCCACGCGGCCGGCGGGGUCGACGCCCCGCUSAUGGUGACCAGCUACAAGCCCCGGGAUUUUCCGAUCGACUCCGGAAAGGACGGGAUGCAGGCCGGCGACACGAGGGCCCGGAYCUCCCGGAGGGAGACCGACGGGGAGCCCGUCGAUCCGACGCGRCCGGGGGUGAGGCUGGUCCGGUACGGGGACUCGUUGGCGGCGAAGCUCAGGCCCUUGGAGGAACCGACCCCUCCCGCGGCGACGAAGCGGCUGGUCCUGGCGUCGUCCCUGGCCACCAACAACGCCAACGACAACGCCAACGCGAAGCUCGCCAAAACGCGGGGGGUUCCGCCCGAGGGAUCCCGCCGCAAGCUCCACCUCAAGGCCAGGCCCAAGCCCCUCGUCCGGUACAACGGCCCGGACCUGGAGAACACCACCGACCACGACGGGAUGGAGACCGAUGCGGUCCGGGAGGAGCGCGACCGGGCCAUCCGGCUCGGCCRGGCCAACCUGGUCCGCUACCGGGGCGCCUCGCAGCUCGAGAAGCUGGAAACCCCGGCGAGGGACCCUUCUGAAGGGACCGGCCCGCCGGAGGCCGGGGGCACACCGCCCCGGAAGACCCUUUCGGACGACGUGGCCUACGCGAAUCGGUACACGGGCCUGACGGAUUUYACCCUGGCGAAGAAAACCGGGCUGGCCGUCAACAAGCCGAUCAGCCUGUGGGUCGAGCGGGACAAGUUUCUGUAGGCUCGGCGUGUGCGUUGCGUAGCCACACGCGGUUGCC